CCCGCGAUGAGCGAGAACGGCAGCAGCGGCCACGGCGCGGCCAGCCAGCCGGGGGAGAGCUGGGUGGUGGGCAUGGGCGUCCUCAUGUCGCUGAUCGUGCUGGCCAUCGUCUUUGGCAACGUGCUGGUGAUCACGGCCAUCGCCCGCUUCCAGAGGCUGCAGACGGUCACCAACUAUUUCAUCACCUCCCUGGCUUGUGCCGACCUCCUCAUGGGGCUGGCCGUCGUCCCUUUCGGGGCCAGUCACAUCAUGCUCAACACGUGGAAGUUUGGCAACUUCUGGUGCGAGUUUUGGACCUCCAUCGACGUGCUGUGCGUCACGGCCAGCAUCGAGACGCUCUGCGUCAUCGCCGUGGACAGGUACUUUGCCAUCACCUCUCCUUUCAAAUACCAAAGCCUCUUGACCAAGAAUAAAGCCCGGCUGGUCAUCCUGUUAGUCUGGAUCGUUUCUAUCCUGACAUCCUUCUUGCCUAUCCAGAUGCACUGGUACAGAGCCGGGGACGCCAAUGCCCACAAAUGCUACGAGGACGCCGCCUGCUGCGACUUCUUCACCAACAAAGAGUAUGCCAUCGCUUCCUCCAUCAUCUCCUUCUACAUACCGUUGGUGGUCAUGAUUUUUGUCUACGCCCGGGUUUUCCAGGUGGCUCAGAAGCAGCUAAAGAAGAUAGACAAGUGCGAAGGGCGGUUCCAUCAGCACAGCAGUGCCCUCCAGGAGCAGAACGGUGGAAGGGCGAGUCACAGGAGAGCCUCCAAGUUCUGCCUGAAGGAACACAAAGCUCUGAAAACGCUGGGCAUCAUCAUGGGCACCUUUACCUUGUGUUGGCUCCCUUUCUUCAUCGUCAACAUUGUCUUUGUCGUCUACCCGGAAAGCAUCCCCAAAUUUGUGUACAUCUUUUUGAACUGGGUGGGGUACGUCAACUCUGCCUUCAACCCCUUGAUCUACUGCCGCAGCCCGGACUUCAGGUAUGCUUUCCAGGAGCUUCUCUGCUUCCGGAAGUCUGCUCUGAAAAUGUAUGUCAAUGGAUAUUCAAACAGCAAUGGGAAAACGGACUUCCCUGGGGAACACAAUGGCUAUCAUAUGCGAGAAGAGAGGGCUAAUGAACUGCUGAAUGAAGAAGGAGACUCCCCUACUGGGGAAGACUUUUUGCACUGUAAAGAGAUUCCUGGGUGUCCUGGAAUGGUUGAAAGUUGACUUGGCAAAGCAUGUCUCCUCACCAGCUGCAACUCAAAGAAGUCUGUGAAGAGUCAAGCCCAAAUUCAGCCCAGUUUCCCCAAUUUGGGGAACUACUGCUCUUUCUCCAAUACAUUCCUUUAUGGAGAAGAAAAGGAAAGAGCAGCUAGAAGCUGAGAAGACGGACUGAGAAAUGUGGGGAAAGUGCAGUGAAUGAACUGUUUUGAGGACCCAACUGGAGAAACAGAAUUAGUUCUGCGAAACUAUAGUAUUUGAG
Molecule: messenger RNA, 1447 nt
Organism: Heteronotia binoei (common prickly gecko)
Lineage: Eukaryota; Metazoa; Chordata; Lepidosauria; Squamata; Gekkonidae
Gene: ADRB2
Product: adrenoceptor beta 2
Exons: 2
Coding region: 7-1191 (394 amino acids)
Biological process (GO): adenylate cyclase-activating adrenergic receptor signaling pathway; norepinephrine-epinephrine-mediated vasodilation involved in regulation of systemic arterial blood pressure; negative regulation of smooth muscle contraction
Cellular component (GO): membrane
Molecular function (GO): beta2-adrenergic receptor activity; norepinephrine binding
Source: RefSeq, a predicted model, not a curated record